GAAACCGACACACAGAGAACAUGACGCUGUAAACACCUGAAAAAGGAGGAGGUACCUGAUCUGUCAGAACAGCAGGAAAGGGUGGGGAGAAAGAGUGACAGAGGGAGGCAUGACUGAUAUGGUCUGCUUCUCUGUGGCUGAGAGAGGAGGAGGAGUGCAGUCAGGAAGAGAGAGAGAGAGCGAGCGAGAGAACUCUUCCAGGCUCUCAAAUCUUGGCUGUGGUGGAGACACUCAGGAGCAGUGCAUUCCUGAGGCAGGCAGCCAGACUGAACAAGAAAAGAUGAAGCCACAUCCUUGAUAUCGCUUGGUCACCACGUCCGACUGCCUCUGACCUCUUCUUCCUGACUGUCACCGUCUUCUCGCUUUCUCACACAUACACACACACACACACACACACACACACACACACUGAUGUUCGCAAACACUGCCUACCGCACUGGACGGAUUCUGCUGCUGUGCCAAUUGUAAAGGAUUUUGUUCCAGCAAGGCAGAGAAGAAGUGUGAGCUAAGGGGACUAAAGGCAGUGGAAAUAUAUUCUUCCUGGUUUUGGGCCGUGCAAUGCUGAGCUGAGGCAAGCUGAACUACAGCGAUCUGUUUGGAAGACCAUCUUACCAAUCACCUUUCUUCAAUCAGUCGCAGAUGGAGCUCAAAGUGUGGGUGGAUGGAGUGGUGCGGGUGGUAUGCGGACUAUCAGAAGAGACAUCCUGCCAGGAUGUGGUCAUCGCUCUGGCUCAGGCAAUAGGUCAGACAGGCCGCUAUGUUCUAAUUCAACGUCUGCGGGAUACAGAGCGACAGUUGCUGGCCACAGAAAGACCUCUUGAGUCUGUGGCCAAGUUAGGCCAACAUGGCAGUGAGGUUCAGUUCUUCCUGCGUCGCACUGGCCCGAGCAGCAGUGAUGGGCCUGGCUUAAAACAAAACAAAGUAAGCCCUCUACCCCUGCCCAAGUAUACUGAGCCGGACCUUUUAAAACGCAGCCAACCCAAGAAAUCACUCACAUUCAACCUGGGCCCAUCAACUUCUCCCAGAGCCAAGCAGUUUCAGAGGUCUCCUCAGGACACCCCAGACCAGAGAGCCUCGCCUUCCUCUUCUCCAAUCCCUCCAUCUCCUCUUACUCCAUCUCCCUCGCUGCCAAUAGGCCCAUCCAAAGAGGAGGUCUUUAGGGCAGUUCUUCAGCAACAGGAGAGACUAAGGACCAUUGAAGCACAACUCGAAACCCUAGAACGGGAGUCUCAAACUUGGGAGUGCCACUAUCCAUCUCUGUGUCCUUCACCUGUCUCUGAUGCUCGCUUCCUAGAGGAGUUGGACACUCUGGAGCAAAAAGUUCGGAUGAACCAGGCUGAGCUUGCCCACGAGCAGUACUGGGAGGAGGAGUUUCAAGCUGAGACUGAGCGGGAGCGAGGAAUGAGGAGGAAGCUCGGGGAGCUCCAUUCUAAGUUAGAUGACUGCGGAAGGCGACUCCAUGAGUUCUCUGUGCGCUCCACUCAGCUAGAGCAAGAGCUUCAGCGAGAAAGUCGGGUGGAAGCCAAAAACAAAGGGCCACAGGAGUCCCUUGAUGCUGUGAAAGCAGAGCUCCAGAGCCAGGAGAAGCACAGAACAGAGUUAGAGGAGCACCUCUCUGAGACUGAUAAAGCUUUGGGGAAGGCAGAGUCUCUGCUGCAGGCGAAACAGGACGAGCUGGAGGAGUUGAACAAGGAUCUGCGGCAGUGUAACCUGCAGCAAUUUAUUCAACAAGCCGGCGUCCUGCCUGCACACAGCCACUCACGCACAGACCUCCAAGAGCAACUGGAGCAGUUAGAACUGGCACAUCUUUUACAGGAUGGAUACAGGAAUGGCAGUGAAUCACCGCCUCGCCCUACUGCCAAACAGUUCCUGGGACAUCCACGCAACCUGCAGAACCCCCUUGUGUCCAGCCUCAACCCUGAGGUCCUGACAUCCCAAGAGUCAUCAUGGCGAUAAAACAUGGACCACAGGGCCAAAGGAAACUUGUUCACUUAUGUCACCAUCACCCCCUAUUUAACCCAUUUCUUUGUCAUUCUCAUUAUUAUUAGUACCAUGAUUUACGUCCUGUAAAUACAUAAGACAAAUAUAUUUCCAAAGUUUUGCUACUGUAAACACUGCAAAUUAUCUGUAAAAUGUAAACUAAUUUAGGAACCUUUUACUUAGCGGAAUUAUUAAAAUGUAUUUAAAUAUAAUAAAAAUAUCUUAAUGUUUUAGAGAAUAAUUUGUGCUCUUAUUGGAUUUUAUUACCUAUAUUAUGAGUCAUUUAAUUUUUACAAUGCAGAAUCUUGAAGUUAAAACUGUGUAUCUGCAACCUCCAGCAGUAAAUAAUCAACACGGCAUUCCAAA
Molecule: messenger RNA, 2346 nt
Organism: Phycodurus eques (leafy seadragon)
Lineage: Eukaryota; Metazoa; Chordata; Actinopteri; Syngnathiformes; Syngnathidae
Gene: rassf7a
Product: Ras association domain family member 7a
Exons: 6
Coding region: 640-1956 (438 amino acids)
Biological process (GO): signal transduction
Source: RefSeq, a predicted model, not a curated record